Molecule: messenger RNA, 3404 nt
Organism: Parasteatoda tepidariorum (common house spider)
Lineage: Eukaryota; Metazoa; Arthropoda; Arachnida; Araneae; Theridiidae
Source: RefSeq, a predicted model, not a curated record
GACUUCUCUUUCAACCGAUGGCAACACCGAAACACGCCCAAUUUGGCUUGAUUAUCGUGUCAGCGGUCGCGCCUGUGUGUCAAAUUCGUCACUCCAUCCGAAAAUCACUCUAAAUUCACAUAUCUCCUAAAUUUUUAAACAAGAUGACGACUAUUCAGCAAGGUACCCUUUUAGAAGUUCUAAAGAAAAAAAUGCGUAGCAUGAAAGAGGAAUUGGAAGUCGCUAAAGAAGCCGCGGACGAUGCACAGGCACGCCUUCAAGAGGAAGUCCGUCGCCGAGAAGAGGCUGAAAGUGAGGUAGCUGCAUUGAAUAGGCGAAUUCAGUUGCUCGAAGAAGAUCUCGAGCGCUCUGAAGAACGUUUAAAAAUUGCCACUGCUAAACUAGAAGAAGCUUCACAGGCUGCUGAUGAAAGUGAACGCAUUCGUAAAGCUUUAGAAAAUCGUACAAAUAUGGAAGAUGAUCGAAUAUCUCUUCUUGAAACUCAACUAGGUCAAGCAAGGUUAAUUGCAGAGGAAUCUGAUAAAAAAUAUGAAGAGAUGGCUCGUCGAAUUGCUAUGCUUGAAGCUGAUUUGGAAAGAGCUGAAGAGAGGGCAUCAAUAGGAGAAAGUAAAAUUGUAGAAUUAGAGGAGGAAUUGCGUGUAGUUGGAAACAAUAUGAAAUCUUUGGAAGUUAGUGAAGAAAAGGCUAUGCAAAAAGAAGAAGCCUAUGACAUAACUAUUCGCCAACUCUCUCAAAGGCUUCAAGAGGCGGAAGCAAGAGCAGAAUUUGCUGAAAGGUCUGUACAGAAGCUACAAAAAGAAGUUGAUAGAUUGGAAGAUGAAAUCCUUGCUGAGCGAGAGAAGAAUCAUCAACUUCAAGAAGAAGUGGAAAGCACUCUUAAAGACAUUCAAUCUAUGUGAGAAUUCAAUUUUGCAUGGCAUGUUGUGUCCUCUGGAAUAGGACGUUUCACAAUCAUCAGAGCUUCAUACUUCUGUUUACCUACACUAAGUUUCUUUAAAAUCACACUUUACAUACUUAGAAUUAUUACAAUCGCUAAUUUAUGUUAUAGGUGUUUUAUUAGAAUGAAGUUAAAAAAGGAAAUAGAUUUUAAAAUACAUUUUUUUUAAAAAAAUUAUCUUUAUCUGUGCGUAUUUAUUUUUAGAUAACUUAUAAAUGCCUUGGUGCUAUUUUAGAAAGUAAAAACAUAAAGUGUGAUUUUAUUGAAUCUAAAUGUAAAAUUUAUACUCCGAUGCUUGUUUAUGCCCUGUAAUGCUUAUCUUUUAAUUUUAAGUGACACUGCUCAGAUUUCUCUUCUGCAGAAAUUGAAAAUGCACAAAACUUUGCCUUUAAAAAUAACUAGGACCUAUUAAUGUAUUGUCUAAUGUGUAUGAAUAAUCAGCUCUUCUGUAAAUAGCAAUAUUACAUUAAAUGGAUGAAGCAAUUUUUUUUAUAUCUCUUUUGCUUCAGCAUGUGAAUGAGAUGCCUGCAUGUAUAUAUUGGGUAUGUUUAGUUCGCUUUUGCUUUGUAGUGCUUGUUUAGAUUUUUUUUAUGUAGUUUUAUCUUCCUUGUAUGAUUUUUUCCUCCACAUUUCUAUUCAAAUUUAUUUAUAUUUUUGUUAUUUCUUUGCACAAUAAAUAUUAAGGCAUGUAAGUGUUACACCUUAAAUAAAAAUUAUUUGUAAUUGUUGAUUAUGUCUAAUGCACUUAAAUAUUUGUUAAUAAACAUUAUUUUAUCUGUAUUCCUUUAAACGGUUUGCUCUUUUCAAAAUGUUAUUUCCCGUAGAAAACUAAAAUUUAAUAGUCGUUCCAAAAAUUUUUGGACUAUAAAUUUUGUACUUGUUGAACUACUUAUGUCGUGUGUAUAUUUAAGAAACGUUUUUACUUUGCUUUUUAUGAAUAAUUUUAACUUCCAGCCCAAAUGUUUUUUUAUAUCUUUUUAAAAACAAUGUUACAAGUGUCUUUCAAUUUUUUUUAAUCAAAAAAGAUUUUAAAUUAUGGAAUUAUUUAAAUAAAUUUUGAGUUAAUGAACAUCAAAUCUUCUGCAAAUUUAAUCUAUCUAUUUUAGUCUUUGUAAGAUUUGAUUAUUUAUAUUGUUUGGAACAGAUGUUACAAUUUGAAGAGCAGAUUUAAGUUUUUAUAAAUUAAAUUAAAACAUAUAUUAUAUCGAAUGCAGCUAUGAUUAUCGUAGAAUAUAGUCAAUUCUAGGGUUGGUAGGUUUUGAUGUCACUUUUUUUUUACAUUGGAUAAUCAAAAACCUUCUGUGAAAUGCUUAUCUUUAAACUGAAAAGAUUUUUAUAACCAUAUAAACAUCUGCAUCAGUUUGUAUCUUUAAUAAAAAUUAAUGUGGUCAGUUUUAUGUAUUUGAGAUUUUAUCAAAUAAAACUGCAUAAGUUUUUUAUAUUGAUAUUCUCAUUUUUGACUUUACCUUAAUUUUUAGUCUUUCGGUGUCAACAAGCCAACCCUGGUUAAUUUUUAUCCUAUAAAAUAAUUUGAAUAUAUGGUGUAUCAAACUAUAUUUAUCAUGUUUUGAUAUCAGUUAAAAUACUUUACUAUGUGAUUGUGAAAAAGAGCACAGUGCCUAUAAUUAGCAUUUGAUUAUCAACAUAUUUUGUUUUCAUCAACGAUCGGUUGAUUCUUAUUCCCGGAUUCUCUCCCCUUACAGAUGAUUCCUCUUCCUAUAUUGCCUCAAAUCUCGUAAGCUGCCACCAGAGACUCAUUUAGCGGAGCUUACUGGAUCUUUUAAAUUGCCAACGGAAUGUUUGCCUUUACGUAUUGAAACUUUCAUCAGUCUUUUAAUUUCAAAUCAUUACAACUUAAAAUAUAUAUAUAUAUUAUAAAAAAUCAUGCUUAGUUUCUUGUGAUAUUUUCUCUUUCCUCUAUGUUUUGUAACAUCUUUUAAAGCUAUUAACACAUUUUGAUAUCAUGAGAUUUACUGUGACAUUUUAAAGGAUUGUUUCUUUAUAAAUAUAUUAUAGCUGCUUUUAUCGUUUUUUCCCCUUCUUUUAAUCAUAAUAAAUUUGUAAUACUUGCAUUUGGAUUUCCCUGCCCAAGGGGAAAUCGACACUUAAUACCUGGGUGAUGGAAUUGCAGAGGGAUUUUUCUUCCCUCUUAGAUCAAUGUAUUGGUUCUGGCUAGCUGGAUUACAGCAAAAGCAGUUGUAAAGAAAAGUCGUUAGCUUUUUAUGCACAUUUUAAAAUGUUUAUUGUUACAAAAAAUCAUUGAACAUUUUUCUGUUCACUAAUCACUCUGAAGGAAUCGCUCAUUUGAAAUUCCUGUGUUUGAUGAUGCCUUUAUAUCACAAUUUGAAAUGGUUGUGCAUUGUGUUAUCUUUUUUAUUCAGCGAUAAUGCUGACUUGUGUGAAAUUUGCUGAAAUGUUUUAUUUCUAUUAUUGAAUUGGCUGCCAAUAAAAUGAAUGUAGAUUAUCA